AUGGCUCGCGCACGAGACGCCGGAGAUCGACGCCAGGAGACUCCACAGCGCUUGGCCAAUGAGAGCUUGGCCCAGCUCUUCCUCGAGCGCGCGGCGCGGAUGGGCCACGAGGAAGCCAUGAAGAGGUGGGUCGAACCACUUGCACGUGCCAAGCGCUGGCAGGAGGUGGUGCCCUGGCUCCUGCGCAUGCAGAGCAAGGCCUCCUUGGUGCAGUUCGUGAAGCUGCAGAAGGCCUCGGUGCCCAUCGCGCCCUUCCACAUGUAUCGCGCCGAGCAGCUCCUCAGCGACCUAGCGCAGCAGGGCUUCGCGGACGCCGCGCAGCUGCUCGCGCGGCUGAAGACGAGCACCGCCCGGGAGGGCGGUGGGGAGCUGUGA
Messenger RNA from Durusdinium trenchii, 375 nucleotides. The record is from the annotation of a GenBank genome assembly. Lineage: Eukaryota; Dinophyceae; Suessiales; Symbiodiniaceae.